CCAGCAGCCGGGAGCCGAGCCGGGACGACCGCGCGGGCUGCGCCGGCGAUGCCGCGCCCCCGGGCUGGGCUGUAGCGGGGGCGCUGCGGCUGGAGCGCACGCCGGGCAAGCCGGACAUGGAGGUGGUGGACGAGACGGAGGCGCUCCAGCGCUUCUUCGAAGGCCAUGACAUCAGCGGAGCCCUGGAGCCCUCCAACAUCGAUACCAGCAUCCUGGAAGAGUACAUCGGCAAGGAGGAUGCUGCCGACCUCUGUUUCCCUGACAUGGCGGCCCCGCCUGGUGUGGCCUCCUACCCCCACGGGCAGCCCGCCAUCCCCAGCUCCAGCGGGCUUCACCACCUGAGCCCCCCAGGAAGCGGACCCUCCCCGGGGCGCCAUGGCCCCCUCCCACCCCCAAGCUACAGCACCCCACUCAACUGCAAUAACAACAACGGCAUGGGGGCUACUCCUAAGCCCUUCCUGGGGGGCUCUGGGCCCCCCAUCAAGGCUGAGCCGAAGGCCCCCUACGCCCCAGGCACACUGCCAGACUCGCCCCCAGACUCAGGCUCCGAGGCCUACUCCCCCCAGCAGGUGAAUGACCCCCAUCUCCUGCGCACCAUAACCCCAGAGACCCUGUGCCACGUGGGAGUGGCCUCCCGCUUGGAGCACCCGCCCCCACCUCCAGCCCACCUGCCAGGCCCCCCACCACCCCCACCUCACUACCCUGUCCUGCAGCGGGACCUAUACAUGAAGGCUGAGCCUCCCAUCCCCCCCUACGCUGCCAUGGGGCAGGGUCUGGUGCCCACAGAUCUCCACCACGCCCAGCAGUCGCAGGUGCUGCACCAGCUGCUGCAGCAGCACGGAGCCGAGCUCCCCACACACCCCUCCAAGAAGAGGAAGCACUCCGAAUCCCCCCCCAACACCCUCAAUGCUCAGAUGUUGAAUGGAAUGAUCAAGCAAGAGCCGGGCACCAUGACGGCCCUGCCCCCGCACCCUGCCCGGGCCCCGUCCCCACCCUGGCCUCCCCAGGGCCCCCUCUCACCAGGCCCUGGUUCCUUGCCCCUCAGCAUUGCCCGCGUCCAGACACCGCCUUGGCACCCCCCGGGUGCACCCUCCCCAGGUCUCCUGCAGGACAAUGAUAGCCUGAAUGGCUCCUACCUAGACCCUAACUACCAGUCCAUCAAGUGGCAGCCACAUCAGCAGAACAAGUGGGCGACGCUGUAUGAUGCCAACUAUAAGGAGUUGCCUAUGCUCACCUACCGCGUGGACGCUGACAAAGGCUUCAACUUUUCGGUGGGUGACGAUGCUUUCGUGUGCCAGAAGAAGAACCACUUCCAGGUGACAGUGUACAUUGGCAUGCUGGGCGAGCCCAAGUACGUCAAGACGCCGGAGGGCCUCAAGCCCCUCGACUGCUUCUACCUGAAGCUGCAUGGAGUGAAGCUGGAGGCCCUGAACCAGUCCAUUAACAUCGAGCAGUCGCAGUCUGACCGGAGCAAGCGGCCUUUCAACCCUGUCACGGUCAACCUGCCCCCUGAGCAGGUCACCAAGGUGACAGUGGGGCGGCUGCACUUCAGUGAGACCACGGCCAACAAUAUGCGCAAGAAGGGCAAGCCCAACCCUGACCAGAGGUACUUCAUGCUGGUAGUAGCCCUCCAGGCGCACGCGCAAAACCAGAACUACACGUUGGCUGCUCAGAUCUCAGAGCGCAUCAUUGUGCGGGCCUCGAACCCGGGCCAGUUUGAGAGCGACAGUGAUGUGCUAUGGCAGCGGGCUCAGAUGCCCGACACCGUCUUCCACCACGGCCGAGUGGGCAUCAACACCGACCGGCCAGACGAGGCGCUGGUUGUGCAUGGCAACGUCAAGGUCAUGGGCUCGCUCAUGCACCCCUCAGACCUGCGGGCCAAGGAGCAUGUGCAGGAGGUGGACACCACAGAGCAGCUGAAGAGGAUCUCACGCAUGCGGCUGGUACACUACAGAUACAAGCCUGAGUUUGCUGCCAGUGCGGGCAUCGAGGCCACCACGCCAGAGACUGGUGUCAUAGCCCAGGAGGUGAAGGAGAUCCUGCCGGAGGCAGUGAAGGACACAGGGGACAUGGUCUUUGCCAACGGGAAAACCAUAGAGAACUUCCUGGUGGUAAACAAGGAGCGCAUCUUCAUGGAGAAUGUGGGGGCUGUGAAGGAGUUGUGCAAGCUCACCGACAACCUCGAGACCCGCAUCGACGAGCUGGAGCGCUGGAGCCACAGGCUGGCCAAACUGCGGCGCCUCGACAGCCUCAAGUCCACGGGCAGCUCCGGCGCCUUCAGCCAUGCCGGAAGUCAAUUCAGCCGAGCAGGCAGCGUCCCCCACAAGAAGAGGCCCCCCAAGGUGGCCAGCAAGGCGUCCUCGGUAGUCCCGGACCAGGCCUGCAUCAGCCAGCGCUUCCUGCAGGGGACCAUCAUCGCUCUGGUGGUGGUCAUGGCCUUCAGCGUGGUGUCCAUGUCCACACUGUAUGUGCUGAGCCUGCGUGCUGAGGAGGAGCUGGUGGAUGCAGACGGCUCUUUUGCCGUGUCCACUUCCUGUCUUCUGGCCCUGCUCCGGCCCCAGCACCCUGGGGGGAGUGAGGCCAUGUGCCCAUGCAGGUCCAGCCAGAGCUUUGGGGCCACUCAGCUCCGACAGUCCCCUGUGACCACUGGGGUGCCUGGCGUCCAGCCAUCCGUGCUGCUGGUUACCACCAGCCCAACCAGCUCAGCCCCAGGCCCCCCUCUCCGCACCUUGGACCUGUGCUCCAGCCAGCCCUGCCCUGUGGUCUGCUGCUCUGCGCCCACCCCCGGCCCUGCCUCAGAAGCGAGCCUGGGCCCCAGCUCUGACCCUCGUCCCAGUGCCAGCCCCAGCCCUGCCACCAACCACUCAGGCUCCAGCCAGAUGGCCCUGCUGCCUGUCACCAACAUCAAAGCCAAGUCCUGGGGGAUUUCAGCCAAUGGCAUUGGCCAUUUCAAGCAUCCCAAGAGCCUGGAGCCGGUGGCUAGCCCCGCAGUCCCUUUCCCCGGGGGGCAGGGCAAGGCCAAGAACAGCCCCAGCUUCGGUUUUCGUGGUCGGCCCCGCCGAGGAGCCCCCGAGCCUAGCGUGGGCUCUGCCCUGCCCACUCAGAGCCAGGCCCAGCCAGACCCUGUGCCCUCCCUGACCUCCAUCCAGCUUCUGGAGAAUUCCAUGCCCAUCACCUCCCAGUACUGUGCCGCCGGGGAUCACUGCAGGCCUGGAAACUUCACCUACCACAUCCCUGUCAGUGGCAGCACCCCACUGCACCUCACCUUGACCCUGCAGAUGAACGCCUCUAACCCCGUGUCCGUGGUGCUGUGCAGUCUGACGGCCAGGGAGGAGCCGUGUGAGGAGGGGGGCUCUCUGCAGACUCUGCACCCCCACCAGGACACCCAGGGCACCUGUCAUCAGUGGCCAGUGACCAUCCUGUCCUUCCGUGAAUUCACCUACCACUUCCGAGUGGCAGUGCUGGGCCAGGCCAACUGCAGCUCAGAGGCCCUGGUGCAGCCAGCCACAGACUACCACUUCCACUUCUACCGCCUCUGUGACUAGCCGUGCGGGGCCGGGCCCCGCCCUCCACACUGGAUGCCAUGGUGUUAGCCUGGAGCCUGCUGCCCCGCGGCUCCGGGCCGUGCCCGCACUGCUCUCCCCGCCUGGGGAAACUGGAAGUCUUCACACUGGAGCAGCUGUGCCUGCUGGCGGCCCUCGCACGACCGAGGGCGGGAGAGAUGGACGACCCUCGUCCUGGGCCGGCCGGUCCAGACCCAGUGGCCGGCAGGGGACUAGGGGAAGCGGUGGCCCUGACUUCUCCAGAUCCACUCGUGCUGCCUCCGCGUCCGAGGUGGGAGAGAAGACCCGCCAGGAACUCGGGCCCACCCCUCGAAGACGUGGCUGGAGGCUAACGUCCAUCUUGAGCAGGCAGCCCGUACCCUUGGUGCUGUUUGUUCCCUGGGGGACAGUGUGAUAGUGGAUUUAGGGGUUUGACUGUUACGCUGGACUCGGCAUUCUAAGCUUUAAGAGCAUGGCUCCCCGGCAUUCCCAGGGCAGCCAAAGCAAGGCCAGCCCCACAGGGCUGGCGACGACCAGCGACCGCCUGGUGAAACCACCCACAGUCCUUUG
Molecule: messenger RNA, 4112 nt
Organism: Perognathus longimembris pacificus (Pacific pocket mouse)
Lineage: Eukaryota; Metazoa; Chordata; Mammalia; Rodentia; Heteromyidae
Gene: Myrf
Product: myelin regulatory factor
Exons: 27
Coding region: 117-3545 (1142 amino acids)
Biological process (GO): protein autoprocessing; central nervous system myelin maintenance; positive regulation of DNA-templated transcription
Cellular component (GO): nucleus; endoplasmic reticulum membrane
Molecular function (GO): DNA-binding transcription factor activity; sequence-specific DNA binding
Source: RefSeq, a predicted model, not a curated record